Messenger RNA from Syngnathus typhle (broad-nosed pipefish), 1125 nucleotides. It is a transcript of the gene irx7, whose product is annotated as iroquois homeobox 7. The transcript is spliced from 2 exons. Gene Ontology annotation, cellular component: nucleus. NCBI's taxonomy places the organism in Eukaryota, Metazoa, Chordata, Actinopteri, Syngnathiformes, Syngnathidae. Gene Ontology annotation, molecular function: RNA polymerase II cis-regulatory region sequence-specific DNA binding; DNA-binding transcription factor activity, RNA polymerase II-specific. The record is from RefSeq and is a predicted model, not a curated record. Bases 36 to 938 code for a protein of 300 amino acids. Gene Ontology annotation, biological process: neuron differentiation; cell development; regulation of transcription by RNA polymerase II.
UCUUCUUCACCUCACCCUACAACACGCAGGGAAAUAUGCCAGCUUCGCCGCCCGACUUUGGUGCGUUCUUCGUGGACCGUAGCAUGGGGAUGAUGGCCAUGGGCCCCCUCAGCCCCGGCUAUCUGGGGGCACAGCAACAGCACCUCAGCGUCCCUGUCUCCUACUCGGGACUACACGGAUACAGCUUGAUCCCCUUGGCAGCCCACCACCACCACAGACAAAUCACGCACCUGGGCAAUACCUUUGACCUGAAGACCGCCGUCUCCCCUUACUACCAUGCGCUGCUGGCCCGCGGGGGCCCUUUCUUCCCGCCCUUCAGACCCAGCCCAGCAGAGGAGCCCGGGCGCGGGGUGGCCAAGGUGGCCACUCGUGAAAGCACGGGGGCGCUGAAGGCGUGGCUGGGCGAGCACUUGAAGAACCCGUACCCUACCAAGGGUGAAAAGGUCAUGCUGGCCAUCAUCACCAAGAUGAGCCUGACGCAGGUCUCCACCUGGUUCGCCAAUGCGCGCCGCCGCCUCAAGAAGGAGAACCGUGUCAGCUGGGCCUCCUCCAGGUCCAAGUCAGAUGAGGAAGAGAGUGAGGACGAAGAGGAAGAGGAGGAAGAGGCUCUGAGGAAGUGCGACACAAACGCUGUAGACGAGUCGGAGCGGCCGGGUGUCGAGAGUGUGCCGGAAACUGCGGCGGACGUGGGAGUGACAUCACAAGAUGGGGGCAAGGGCGCGCCUGUGGAGGCCCACCACACGCCCUCACCUGCGAAGAGCAAACAAGCAGACACUCCAAAGCCCAAAAUCUGGUCACUAGCUGAGACCGCCACAUCAGAGACGCUGAAGAAACCAGAGGAGCACGCAUACCAGUCCGCGGGGAAAAUGUGGGCCGAGUGGGCCUCCCGCAGCGCGUGCCUGUUGCCAGCCUGUUACACUGCCCACGAAAUCCACUAAUGACAUCCCCUACCCUUCACAACCCUUAGACAAUGUCCACUAUUGAUGCACUUUAACCUCUCAGACGAAAGGGAUCGGAGCUCAUCCCUGGAAAUCUGUUUCCAGACCAAAGAUGUUUUUAAUGUAAAUAAAUGUAGAUGUAUUUUUCCAACAGACCUGUAUAUCAUGUCUUUUUUGUCUGCUGAAA